Myxocyprinus asiaticus (Chinese sucker) is the source of this 2866-nucleotide messenger RNA. RefSeq names its product glucose-fructose oxidoreductase domain containing 2 (gene gfod2). The coding region runs from base 864 to 1985 and encodes 373 amino acids. Gene Ontology annotation, molecular function: nucleotide binding. The record is from RefSeq and is a predicted model, not a curated record. The transcript is spliced from 4 exons. NCBI's taxonomy places the organism in Eukaryota, Metazoa, Chordata, Actinopteri, Cypriniformes, Catostomidae.
AUACAUAAAAAAACAUUAGUCUGCUCAAAGGUCAAUCUAGGGGGCUUAUCUUCAUGAUAAGCCCCAAGCACUACGUAAAUAUGCAUUUGCAGUUUGUACCUAAGAUAAAGAGGUAUCGUUUUUAAACGUUGCUUUUACAUUUAUUGUUAGCAAUGUCCAAGAGAGAUGCAUUUUAUUUUUAUUUAUUUUUUUCGUAUUAAUGUCUGAGAAAGAUAAUUUGAAAAGGGGGCAUUCAAUGGCAAGUCAACACAUGUGGAGGUUUUAGGAGUUAAAUUGAAGCCUUAUGAAAAAUGAACAGCCUCUUAUGCGCUGUCUUCCUUUUUCAAAUAUGGGCGUGGCAGAAAACACGGCGGAAAGAGGCGGCGCGCAUGCGCAUAUCACCUCGAGUGUUUAGCUUUACUAGCGCGUAAUUCCACACAGCAAGUAGUAAGCAGCACAGCAGCAGAGUCACGAAUGAAUCACACACGAAACAGCUUACUUUGGUUUCAAGACAGACGAAGAAUGCCCAAAACGUCGUGAGGGUGGGAAGUGUGACGGGUUUGUCCUGUGUUUUCCCCUGUUUCUCGGGCUGUUGAGAUGGCGUGACCAGUAGUCUCGGCAUGAGAGCUCAGAGCAUUACCUAGUGCUGAUCAGAGAGGGAGGGAGGGAGGUGGUCAUCAUCAUCAUCAUCAUCAUCAUCAUCAUCCUCUGGCCAUCAUCAGUCUCAACAGCACAGGCGCCAUCGCAUCAGAAGGCUUCGUGUACAGUUGGGCAUCUGUUCGUUUCACACAAGAUUGAAAUUUGCAGUGUGGAAUGAGUAUUUCGGGUGAGGGAGAAAGAAACCAGUUCACGUGAAAGUGUCUUCAUCGCUCGUGUGUGUUAGCAUGAUGCUGCCGGGCGUGGGUGUAUUUGGAACAGGGCAGACGGUGCGUGCCCUGGUGCCAUUACUCCAAAAAGAAGGCUUUCCUGUUCAGGCUGUUUGGGGUCGUACACAAGAAGAGGCAGAGUCGCUGGCUAGUGAGUUGGACAUUCCCUUCUCUACCAGCCAGACUGAUGAUGUACUGCUACAUCCAGAGGUUCAUCUCGUUUGCAUAUUGACACCUCCCCCACAUACACGCCAGAUUGCGGUAAAAGCUCUAGGUAUAGGUAAAAAUGUGAUCAGCGAUCAGGCUGCUACUCUGACAGAUGCCUGUAAGAUGGUGACAGCGGCAAGAUAUUAUCCACAGCUUAUGAGUAUCAUGGGAAAUUCUCUGCGUUUCUUGCCCGCCUUUGUCCAUAUGAAACGCCUGCUGGGGGAGGGUUAUUGUGGGACUUUACAGGUGUGUGAAGCACGUGUAUAUGGAGGCUCACUUCUCAGCCAAUCAUAUGGUUGGGCAUGGGAGGAGCUUAUGGGGGGAGGUGGCCUGCACACAGUUGGCUCUUGUAUCAUUGACCUCCUGAGCCACCUCACUGGGCGUCGGGCUAUGCGAGUGCAUGGAAUGCUCCGGACUUUUGUACAUCAAGGUGGCCCAGCGGGAGGAAUUCGUUCUGUAACUGCAGAUGACUACGCUUGCUUUCAGCUGCUGAUGAGUGGAGGUGUGGUCUGCAGUGUGACAUUAAACUUUAAUCUUCCUGGCACAGAUCUGCAUGAGGUCAUGCUUGUGGGGUCAUCAGGGCGACUCAUUGCUCGAGGAACGGAGCUAUAUGGCCAACAGACCAGCAUGCAAGUAGAGGAGAUUCUACUGAAUGAUGAUGAUGGUAGUGGUGGUGGAGGAGGAGUAGGACCAUCUGUCAGUGGGCUGAACGCCAUGGUGACUCAGCUCCGACUUUCCUUUCAGGCACAAGAGGACAGGCGCUCUUGGGCACGGCAUCCUGUUUCCAUGGCAUCCACUUUUGAGGAUGGGCUCUAUGUACAGACAGUUGUGGAUGCCAUCAAACGGUCAAAUCGCACUGGAGAGUGGGAGUCAGUGGAGGUCAAGAUUCAGGAUGUAGACCCAAACCACAACCACAGAACCCUGCAAAAUUAACACAACAUACUGUUAUAUUCAACAUAAACAAUUCUCAAUCCCUAAAAAGACCCAAGACCUACUAACAUCAUUAACCUGCCUUUUAUAGUAACAUAACAGUGCUCACAUUUUAAACAUAAUGAGCCUGAAACUUAAUGCAUUAAUUUCAUAGGCCUUACUAACUGAAUGUUUUUUUCAGUUAUCAUGUGACUUGCAAAACACUGGAGAUGUAUCACCGAAUAGAAAGUGUAGUUUGAGGGGUUUUGUAGCUAAUUUACUGUAACACAAAGCUUAGCUGUGAAAUACUCUUUCAAUGCUUUGCCUAUUUUUAUCUGAUGUUUUGAGUUUAAAUUUGAGCCCUUCCCGUUUUUAUGUGUGUUAUCAGUACUGAAUAUAAUAAGCCUGUGCUCUGCUGGUUUUUUCAUGUAUAUAAACCUUAUUCACAGUACCGCCAUCUUUGAUUUUUGACGUGAAUGAAAACAAGGCUGUGAGGGAUACAUUUACAGUCUUUUCAAUGCGCUGAAUAAAACUGUAUAAAGCUCCAAGAUCACAUCAAAUUUUCAAAAACAUUUUGGAAAAAUGUUUCUGUUUCGUCAGGGGAACAACAGUCAUUGAAGAGACUACGUCUAUCCUUCACAGCUUCGUUGUCAUUUUCAUCAAAAAUUAAAGAUAGUGCUACUGUGAAUAAGGGGAAUACUGUAUAUGUGUGUGUGUGUGCAAGAGAGAGAGCGAGCUACAUUUAAAGGAAGUCAUUUACUCACCCCCAUGAAAUCACAGAUGUGUAUAACUUUAUUUUUCUUUGGAACACACACACACACACACACGCAAAAAGAUUUUUAGAAGAAUAUCUCAGCUCUGUAAGUCCAUACAAUGCAAGUGAAUGGUGGCCAGAACUCAGAAGC